This is a messenger RNA of Cavia porcellus (domestic guinea pig), 1474 nucleotides long. It is a transcript of the gene Pym1, whose product is annotated as PYM homolog 1, exon junction complex associated factor. The transcript has 4 exons. NCBI's taxonomy places the organism in Eukaryota, Metazoa, Chordata, Mammalia, Rodentia, Caviidae. Gene Ontology annotation, molecular function: RNA binding. The coding region runs from base 456 to 1067 and encodes 203 amino acids. Gene Ontology annotation, cellular component: exon-exon junction complex; cytoplasm. Gene Ontology annotation, biological process: exon-exon junction complex disassembly. The record is from RefSeq and is a predicted model, not a curated record.
GCCGCCGCCAGUCCGUCCAGAGGCUGCGGGGACUGGUGACCGACAGACAGCACCCUCUGUCUUUGCACGCCGCUUUUGUGGGUCUCUGUCCAGUUAAGCUUGGUAGCGAGGGCAAUCGGCACGCGAAUUUGACCUCUCCACCUUCAUAGGGUCCUGGAUGUAGGAGUACCUGACUGGUAUGAGGAUUGAAUGUUGGAACUUCUUUCGGCGCCCAGAAGACUGUUUUACUUGCAUCUGGCGCUCAGUAAUAGUAUAGGUAGCAGUAACAGCCCAAGGAUUUAUUUUAUGAGCGACUUGAAUUUCUAGCUCCCUCUUCCUUCUUCCCCCGCCCGUAAAAUUGUGCACUCUCCCUUUAAGAUUAAAAUGGUGGCUCGCUAUGAACAGAACUCCACUUCCGGUGGGUAGGGGGGCGGGACCCCAGCCCUCUCACGCCGGAAGUGGUUUGAGCUUUCAAGAUGGCGACUCCCUAUGUAACUGACGAGACCGGCGGCAAGUACAUCGCCUCAACACAGCGACCUGACGGGACCUGGCGCAAGCAGCGGAGGGUGAAAGAAGGCUAUGUGCCCCAAGAGGAGGUCCCAGUGUAUGAAAACAAGUAUGUGAAGUUUUUCAAAAGUAAACCAGAACUUCCCCCAGGGCUAAGCCUUGAGGCCACUGCUCCUGUCACCCCAUCCAGGCCGGAAGGUGGUGAGCCAGGCCUCUCUAAGACAGCCAAGCGCAAUCUGAAGCGAAAGGAGAAGAGGCGGCAGCAGCAAGAGAAAGGAGAGGUAGAGGCCUUGAGCAGGACUCUUGAUAAGGUGUCCCUGGGAGACACAGCCCAACUCCCCAGUGCUCCGCCGGGCUCCCAGGCAGCCUCCACAACUGCCUGUGACCCGCCUGACUCAGCUGCCACCACUGAGAAAGCCAAGAAGAUAAAGAACCUAAAGAAGAAGCUUCGUCAGGUGGAAGAGCUGCAGCAGCGGAUCCAGAGUGGGGAAGUCAGCCAGCCGAGCAGAGAGCAGCUGGAGAAGCUCGCAAGGAGAAGGGCGCUGGAAGAGGAGCUAGAGGACUUAGAGCUGGGCCUGUGAGGCUCGCGAGUAGGAACGGACCGUAGAACAAACCGCGGGGCUCUCGGGGCUUCAGGGGAUGUGAGCAGCCGCAGUCAGGAGGGACACCCCCUAGCGGCUCACUUUGGCCUCUUGCUCCAGAGAUAGCCUCGCUCUCAUCCCUUUUCCUCUUUUUCCCAAAGUCUGUAUUUUGGACGUUCUCCUUCCCAUUCCCAGUGUUCAAAACUCAGUGGCUACCCCAGGUACCUGAUUUGCGUGUCUUGUUUAAAAAGAAAAUCGGGUGAGUGGGAAUCUGGGAGAACAGAGGUGGAGGGUGGAGGAGGCGCUUGGAGUCGUGGUUCCUGUUUAGUGUUUAUGAGUUACUUCUUUGUCUACCCCUAAACCCCCCCUUUUUUUUAAAGAACAAAAAUAAACUCAAGUAGACAACA